AUGGAUAAAGGACUCUUGUCAAAAUGCCCCGGACUGUACUGUGGUCGCGAACUUCUUCCCGACGGAAGCUGGGGCAACUGCAGUGCUUGCCCACGAGGAUUUAGAGCAAAUGCUUCUUCAGCGUGUGUGCCAUGCAAUGACAGUCCUGUGUUUUAUGAUUGGUUAUAUCUUGGUUUUAUGGUUUUAUUAGCAUUAAUAUUACAUUGGUUUUUCAUUGACAUUGUUGCUAUGAGAAGAAGCUUCUUAAAAGAAGUUUUGUGCCUGCAUCUUUCAGCUGUCUUUGAAAUAGUGACUGCAGCUUUUUUAACUUUGUUGUUAUCAGACCCGAUGGGAAGUCUGAACUUAAGAUCAUGUCAUGUGGAAAAGUUAUCAGACUGGUACACACUGCUACAUAAUCCAAACCCAAAUUAUUCAGAGACACUUCAUUGUACUCAAGAAGCAGUAUAUCCCUUAUAUACUAUAAUGUUUAUAUUUUAUGCUCUUGCAGUUGUAUUAAUGUUACUUUUACGUCCAUGGCUUGCUGCACAUUUCCUACCUAAACAAGGUAAAAUGUCGAUAUAUGCUGCAUUGUAUUUUUUUCCUACUUUGGCUUUGAUUCAAGCUGUGUUUGGAGGACUUAUCUAUUACUCAUUUCCUUAUAUAAUUAUUGUGAUUUCAGUGUUUUCAAAUGCCACCCAUUUUGCAUUUAAGUUAGAUCAGUCAAUGCGGUUUUUACUCUUUAGUACUAUAGUUGAAUUUAGAAAUAUGGUAAUUUUAAUUGGUCACUGGCUUCUUCAUGCCUAUGGAAUUAUAGCCAUCACUCAGCUAAAAGAUCCAAUAUUUCAUGCUUCUCUCUUAGCUUUAGUACCCUUACCAGCAGUGUUUUAUAUUUUGACUGCCCAGUUUACUGAUCCAAAUAAGCUUCAUACUGACUGA
Messenger RNA from Gryllus bimaculatus (two-spotted cricket), 915 nucleotides. Lineage: Eukaryota; Metazoa; Arthropoda; Insecta; Orthoptera; Gryllidae. The record is from the annotation of a GenBank genome assembly.